Aureobasidium pullulans EXF-150 is the source of this 1449-nucleotide messenger RNA. Its product is annotated as translation initiation factor eIF-2B subunit beta. The record is from RefSeq and is a predicted model, not a curated record. Lineage: Eukaryota; Fungi; Ascomycota; Dothideomycetes; Dothideales; Saccotheciaceae. Gene Ontology annotation, molecular function: translation initiation factor activity; guanyl-nucleotide exchange factor activity. The transcript is spliced from 3 exons. Gene Ontology annotation, biological process: translational initiation. Bases 1 to 1449 code for a protein of 482 amino acids. Gene Ontology annotation, cellular component: eukaryotic translation initiation factor 2B complex.
AUGUCGACCGCUAUUGCGGCCACCCCUGGCUUGUCAUCAUUUUUGAAGUCUCUCAAACAUGCAGACGUCGAGACUUCUAUCGAACAUUUCAUUUCUCUUUUGAAGAGACGUCAAAUCAGAAACUCAAGGCCAUGUGCUAUCGCAACUACUCAACUGCUUCUCCGCAUCGUAGCCGCAUCCAAGACCAGAGAUGCUGCUUCGCUGAUUGAGCGUGUGCGCAAAGUUGGCCAGCGUUUGAUUGCUGCUCAGCCCCGUGAGAUGGCAGUCGGCAACAUUGUGCGCCGUGUUCUCGGUCUGAUCAGAGAAGUCGAGGAGACCGGUCUGGAUGCUGGUGCUUAUAGCGAUGCCGCACAAAGCGACGAAGCCAACCAAUCCCACAACAACUCCAUGAACCGAUCCGGCUUGAACACCAACGCCUCUGCUUUCAGCUCGCUCAAUCACGGUGCCUCUGCUUCUGGAAACGUGAAUCUGAGGCAGGAUCCAUUUACUUCGGCCGACUUCAACGACACCACAGCCGCUCACAGACCCCCACUUCUCACCUCCCACACCUCCUACGCCACUGGUCCUCAGGUCACUUCGCUAUUUGGUCUGCUCUCACAUCCAGACGAACCUUCUCCAGCAGUAACCCCACCAGCCGGUUCCCAAUCCCCCAUCACCAAAUCCGGCUCCCGCCUCAACAGCAUCCUCGAAGCCACCGCUGCAACAAAAAUGGACGUCAAAGCCGAAGUAAUCGAUGGGAUUAAGGAACUCGUCGACGAAUUAGAAAUCGUAGACGACCAGAUCGCCGCUUCCGCACUCGAGCACAUUCACGCAAACGAAAUCAUCCUCACGCAUACUUCCUCCCAAACGGUGCAGAAAUUCCUAAUCGCCGCCGCGAGGAAGAGGAAGUUUACGGUCAUCCAUGCCGAAGCUUAUCCUAAUGAUCACGUGGAUACUCAUGCUACUAUCUUGACUGGAGGUAAGAAGGGAGAUGAUGAUGAUGAGGAGGCUGAUGAGAGGUGGAAGCCGUUGAUCUCGAUGGGUAUCCAGGUUAUCUUGAUCCCUGACUCUGCUGUGUUUGCUUUGAUGUCGCGCGUCAACAAGGUUAUCCUGGCUCCUCACACCGUUCUCGCCAAUGGAGGUCUGAUCGCGGCAACUGGUGCUCUGACUAUUGCGCAAGCUGCCAAGGUGCAUCAGACCCCUGUCGUUGUGGUCAGUGGUGUAUACAAGCUCAGCCCUGUGUACCCCUUCGACAUGGAAGAGUUGGUCGAGUACGGCGACCCGGGCAAAGUCAUCGAUUUCCAACAGGGCGAUCUCGUCGAAAAUGUCGAUGUCAGCAACCCCAUUUACGACUACGUCAGUGCUGAUCUGGUGGACUUGUACAUCACCAAUCUGGGAGGUCAUGCGCCCAGCUAUCUUUACAGAAUUGUCGCCGAUCAUUAUCGUGUGGACGAUAUCAAUCUCUCGUAG